Molecule: messenger RNA, 798 nt
Organism: Rangifer tarandus platyrhynchus (Svalbard reindeer)
Lineage: Eukaryota; Metazoa; Chordata; Mammalia; Artiodactyla; Cervidae
Source: the annotation of a GenBank genome assembly
AUGUUCCUGGUUAACUCGUUCUUGAAGGGUGGCGGAGGCGGCGGAGGAGGCGGGGGCCUGGGCGGGGGUCUAGGGAAUGUGCUUGGAGGCCUUAUCAGCGGGGCCGGAGGCGGCGGCGGCGGUGGCGGCGGCGGCGGCGGCGGCGGCGGCGGCGGCGGAACUGCCAUGCGCAUCCUGGGCGGGGUCAUUAGCGCCAUUAGUGAGGCGGCUGCGCAGUACAACCCAGAGCCCCCGCCCCCUCGCACACAUUACUCCAACAUCGAGGCCAAUGAGAGUGAGGAGGUCCGGCAGUUCCGGAGGCUUUUUGCCCAGCUGGCUGGAGAUGACAUGGAGGUCAGCGCCACAGAACUCAUGAACAUUCUCAACAAAGUGGUGACCCGACAUCCUGAUCUGAAGACUGAUGGCUUUGGCAUUGACACAUGUCGCAGCAUGGUGGCCGUAAUGGAUAGUGACACGACUGGCAAACUGGGCUUCGAAGAAUUCAAGUACUUGUGGAACAACAUUAAAAAAUGGCAGGCCAUAUACAAACGGUUUGAUGUUGACUGUUCAGGCACCAUUGGCAGCAGUGAACUCCCAGGGGCCUUUGAGGCAGCAGGAUUCCACCUGAAUGAACAUCUCUACAACAUGAUCAUCCGGCGCUACUCAGAUGAGGGAGGGAACAUGGAUUUUGACAAUUUCAUCAGCUGCCUGGUCAGACUGGAUGCCAUGUUCCGUGCCUUCAAAUCUCUCGACAAAGACGGCACUGGACAAAUCCAGGUGAACAUCCAGGAGUGGCUGCAGCUGACCAUGUACUCCUGA